Molecule: messenger RNA, 1498 nt
Organism: Cucumis sativus (cucumber)
Lineage: Eukaryota; Viridiplantae; Streptophyta; Magnoliopsida; Cucurbitales; Cucurbitaceae
Product: partner of Y14 and mago
Exons: 7
Coding region: 475-1167 (230 amino acids)
Biological process (GO): exon-exon junction complex disassembly
Cellular component (GO): exon-exon junction complex; cytoplasm
Molecular function (GO): RNA binding
Source: RefSeq, a predicted model, not a curated record
AUUCCCAAAAUCAUAUUUGGUUGGGCUCUUUAGUAAUUGAAAUUGGGCCUAAAGAGGCCUAAAAGUAUGAUGUUUGACUAAGUCAACUAGGUUAAAAAAAAAUAACAAAAAGUACAUAAAAGUUUUCCUUCUUCAACCGCCACCGCCACCGCGUGCGUCUCUUCGCCCGUCUCUUCACACCAGCGCCGCCGCAACCUCCUCUACCGGACGACGACGACGACUGCCGCCGAACGAUGCCGGAUGAGUUGUUGAGGAUAUGAGGUUUUCCCCCUUUUUUGGAUAAGAAACAGUUCAUUGCUGAAUGAUAUAUCAAAAGCAGGAGAGGGCCAUGAUAGAUACAUAGAAACCUGAAAAAAGAGGAGGGGGAGCCCAUGCAUAAAGGAUUGAUGAAUGGGUAGAUCCUUAGGAUCCUUGGGAAGAAGCUUUGGCUGGCUAUUGAGGAAUGUAUUUCAGCAAUUAAUUGCCUUUUAGGCGAUGGGGAGUAGUGAUGGAGGUGGAGAAGAUCUGUGCAAGCAAAUGACGGAGCUGAGCAAAACCCUAAAAGAAGGAGAAAGGAUUCUAGCACCAACAAGGCGACCCGAUGGUACUCUUCGAAAACCCAUUCGGAUUAGGGCCGGCUAUGUUCCACAAGAAGAAGUCGCAAUUUACCAGUCCAAAGGGGCUCUGUGGAAAAAGGAGAUGGCAUCGCACGAUGGACCUCCUGGCUAUGAACCUCCGACAACAGAUGUAAAAACCAAGACCAAGUCAGCUAAGCGAAAUGAGAGAAAGAAAGAGAAGCGACUGCAGGCAGCUCAUGAGAAGGACAAAGUCUUGGAACAAGUGGUUGUUGAAGAGAUCACUGAAGCGAAGGAAGCAUAUGUAGAUAAUAGGUUGGAACCCAUCCAGUCAUUAAGUUCCCAGAUGAAUGAACUUUCUGUUUCUACCAAUCUGAAAGUUGAAAGCCCUUCUUCUGAGCCAAUUGAUGAUCCACAGUUACCUUCCAGUGACCUUGACAAGAGAAUUAGAGCAACUAAAAAGAAGAUUCGAAUGGCAGAAGCUCAGUUGCAAAAAACACCACUUCAAGAUAUGAAGCCAGAGCAGGCGAACAAGUUAUCGAAACUAGAAACUUGGCGCUCCGAACUAAUGCUUCUAGAAGAACAAAGGCUAAAACUAAAUUCUUCAUCAUGAAUGAGAAUGACUGCAGGCACAGCAUCAUUGUUCACUUUUAUUUUUCCUUUAUGAUGAGAGAAAAAGAGACCAGAAUUGCUGCAACAACCAAAAGGACUUCGAUUUGCUUUUUCGAAAAUCUAAUCAUCUGUAAAACUCUACUCGUGUGUAAUUGCAUUUUAUUCAAACGUUUUAGCAACUCCUUGAAACUGUAGAUAGUUUUGGAGACAUUGAUUUUCUUUUGCCUCUAAACAUAUGAUUUAUUUAUGUGAUUUCCAAUCAUAACGAUGAACCAAAUACUUUGGCUUAUCAAAUUUAGAAAAAUAUCAAUGAAUUUUGUUUUAUUAUUUUA